Molecule: messenger RNA, 1047 nt
Organism: Oncorhynchus keta (chum salmon)
Lineage: Eukaryota; Metazoa; Chordata; Actinopteri; Salmoniformes; Salmonidae
Exons: 3
Coding region: 1-1047 (348 amino acids)
Source: RefSeq, a predicted model, not a curated record
AUGUUCGACGAGCAGCUGACGUGUACAUAUCUGAUCACAUGUACAGUAGCUGAUGUGUGUACAUAUCUGAUCACAUGUACAGUAGCUGACGUGUGUACAUAUCUGAUCACAUGUACAGUAGCUGACGUGUGUACAUGUCUGAUCACAUGUACAGUAGCUGACGUGUGUACAUGUCUGAUCACAUGUACAGUAGCUGAUGUGUGUACAUAUCUGAUCACAUGUACAGUAGCUGACGUGUGUACAUAUCUGAUCACAUGUACAGUAGCUGACGUGUGUACAUAUCUGAUCACAUGUACAGUAGCUGACGUGUGUACAUAUCUGAUCACAUGUACAGUAGCUGACGUGUGUACAUAUCUGAUCACAUGUACAGUAGCUGACGUGUGUACAUAUCUGAUCACAUGUACAGUAGCUGACGUGUGUACAUAUCUGAUCACAUGUACAGUAGCUGACGUGUGUACAUAUCUGAUCACAUGUACAGUAGCUGACGUGUGUACAUAUCUGAUCACAUGUACAGUAGCUGAUGUGUGUACAUAUCUGAUCACAUGUACAGUAGCUGACGUGUGUACAUAUCUCAUCACAUGUACAGUAGCUGAUGUGUGUACAUAUCUGAUCACAUGUACAGUAGCUGACGUGUGUACAUAUCUGAUCACAUGUACAGUAGAUGACGUGUGUACAUAUCUGAUCACAUGUACAGUAGCUGACGUGUGUACAUAUCUGAUCACAUGUACAGUAGCUGAUGUGUGUACAUAUCUGAUCACAUGUACAGUAGCUGACGUGUGUACAUAUCUGAUCACAUGUACAGUAGCUGACGUGUGUACAUAUCUGAUCACAUGUACAGUAGCUGACGUGUGUACAUGUCUGAUCACAUGUACAGUAGCUGAUGUGUGUACAUAUCUGAUCACAUGUACAGUAGCUGACGUGUGUACAUAUCUGAUCACAUGUACAGUAGCUGACGUGUGUACAUAUCUGAUCACAUGUACAGUAGCUGACGUGUGUACAUAUCUGAUCACAUGUACAGUAGCUGACGUGUGUACAUAUCUGAUAUGA